Messenger RNA from Esox lucius (northern pike), 1704 nucleotides. RefSeq names its product interferon induced protein 44g (gene ifi44g). The coding region runs from base 113 to 1096 and encodes 327 amino acids. The transcript has 8 exons. The record is from RefSeq and is a predicted model, not a curated record. Lineage: Eukaryota; Metazoa; Chordata; Actinopteri; Esociformes; Esocidae.
ACUUUCGUUUCCACACGCAUCUCGCAUCUAAUGAUAAAAUCUUGCCUGAAAUAUCUUGAAGCUAAAGACGUCCAAAAGUCGAUAAUAGAACUAUCCAAACAAUAUCGCAAGCAUGUCCUUCAACUUUGGAGCCGGAUCUGCACAGUUUUAUACAUUGAAAGGGAAUGAUAUACCUGUCUCGAGUAAAGUGCCAGACGAGAAUGUGACAACAAAAUUGGCAGGCAUGUCAGAUCUUUGGCAGGGUAAGCUGGAAUCACCAUGGAGGGAGAUGCUGUGGACUGAGGAACGCAGGGGAACCCUCAGGGACUCGAUCAGCUCCUAUAAGCCUGCCUGUGAGGCUACGUCGGAGGCUCGGGUUUUGCUGCUGGGCCCAGUUGGAGCGGGAAAGUCCAGCUUCAUUAGCUCUGUUCAGUCAGCCUUCAAAGGGAGAGUCACAAACAGGGCCAUGGUGGGCUCAUCCUCUACCAGCUUCACUAAAAAGCUCCAGUUGUACAACAUCAAUGGGCAGAGUCCGGAACAGCCCGCUGCACUGGUCCUGUGUGAUGUCAUGGGUCUGGGAGAUGGUGAGCCUACUGGACUGACCCUCCAUGAUGCUCUGGCCAUCAUCAGAGGCCAUGCACCCGAGGGACAUAAGUUCAGUGCUAAGCGGACCCUGAGAUCAGACACUGUGGGCUAUGUGAAGAGGCCGUCACUUAAAGACAAGAUCCACUGUGUCGUCUUUGUGGUGGACGCUUCGAAGUUGUCCAGCUACACCAAAGGCCUGGCCACCACCUUCCAACAGCUCAGAAAACACGUCAGUGACCUGGGAGUUCAUCAAGUGGCCCUGCUGACACACGUGGACGAGGUGUGUCAGGAAACCGCCCGUGACAUCACCCAGGUGUACCAAAGCCGGACCAUUCAGAAAGCGAUGACCAAGGCCGGCGCUCUACUCGGCAUGUCCACCUCCUACAUCGUCCCGGUGAAGAACUACUCAUCUGAGCUGGACGUUGAUGAGAACAAAGACAUCCUUCUGCUCAGUGCUGUGGACCACAUCCUGCAGUAUGUCGACCUGUACUUACAGGACACCGCCAUCACAGAGUCCAAAAUUAGUCUUUAACAAACCUGUUACAUGCAGUGUCAUACCUGCAGAUGCAUUAAAAAAUAAAUAAUGUUUUAUUAAUUAGUUUUGCUAUUGUUAAUUGAGCAGUCUUGCUUUGAGUAAAACAGAUGUUUUAGAGAUAUUUUGGCCCGUGUACUGUCUAUGUAGUUCGCUGAGGGAUGUUUUAACCAAUUUUCUAAACUAGGGCUCUCAAAUGGCUCUCCCUUUUUUCAACUUAAUUGUAGUUGGUUUAAGUGAAACCAAACAAAAUAUAGUGUUGAUUUCAGGUGAUUUGGAAAUAUGAAAUUACUUCCAUUGAUUUUAAGUUAGCAGUGAAGGUUAGCUGACGUCUGUAAUAACUGUUUAAGGACAAUUGAACCAUGGAUUAUAGUUUCUCUAGACCUCCUCCACGGUGACAGACCAUUCAACACGUUUGAAAAAGUGAAACAUUCCUUUUAGAGCACCAUGUACUGUGAUUCUUAAACAUCACAUUUUCAUCACUCCCUUCAAAGUGAUUAUGCUUGUAAAACCUUAAGUCAGGCAUUUUAAAUGACUGUGCUUUUAUUUCGUUUGUAAAAACACUGGAAGAUAUGUAACAAAAUAAAUGUAACACCAAUUUGCAUCCA